This is a messenger RNA of Dryobates pubescens (Downy woodpecker), 6211 nucleotides long. RefSeq names its product solute carrier family 43 member 2 (gene SLC43A2). NCBI's taxonomy places the organism in Eukaryota, Metazoa, Chordata, Aves, Piciformes, Picidae. The transcript has 14 exons. Gene Ontology annotation, molecular function: neutral L-amino acid transmembrane transporter activity; L-amino acid transmembrane transporter activity. The record is from RefSeq and is a predicted model, not a curated record. Bases 132 to 1820 code for a protein of 562 amino acids. Gene Ontology annotation, biological process: neutral amino acid transport; transmembrane transport.
CCAAUCAGCGGCGGCGGCUGUUUGCUCCGGAGGACGGAUAAAAACCCCGGGUGGGAGCGCGGCGGCGGCGCGGAGCGGGGGGUGCGGCGCAGAGUUGAGAUUCUAGACCAGGGCCAUCUAACCAGGCAGCGAUGGCACCGACCCUUGCUACCGCCCAUCGCCGGCGCUGGUGGAUGGCAUCCACAGCCAUCGUUGAGAACCUGCUCUUCUCUGCUGUCCUGCUGGGCUGGGGGUCCCUCCUCAUCAUGCUGAAAGCAGAAGGGUUUUAUUCUUACCUGUGUGAUGAGUCAGAAAACAUCACCAGCGGCCCUCAGUAUGACAACAGCACAGAUUCAGAGCACAAAUGGCCUUCCUGCAAUGCCCAGGAUGAAAUGCUGAACUUGGCCUUCACCAUUGGGUCCUUCCUGCUCAGUGCAAUCACACUGCCCCUGGGAAUUGUCAUGGACAAGUAUGGCCCUCGCAAGCUGCGGCUGCUUGGCAGUGCCUGCUUUGCUGUGUCCUGUGUGCUGAUUGCCUAUGGUGCCAGUAACCCAGACUCUCUGUCUGUGCUGAUCUUCAUUGCGCUGGCUCUGAACGGCUUCGGUGGGAUGUGCAUGACCUUCACCUCGCUCACGCUGCCCAACAUGUUCGGCGACCUUCGUUCCACGUUCAUUGCUCUGAUGAUUGGCUCCUAUGCUUCCUCUGCUGUGACUUUUCCAGGAAUCAAGGUUAUAUAUGACUUUGGGGUCUCCUUCAUCCUUAUUCUACUUGUCUGGGCAAGCUGUGCAGGACUAGUUUUCCUCAACUGCUUCUUCAACUGGCCACUGGAGCCUUUCCCAGGACCAGAAGACAUGGACUAUUCGGUGAAAAUAAAGUUCAGCUGGCUGGGAUUUGACCACAAAAUCACUGGGAAACAGUUUUACAAGCAAGUAACAACUGUGGGGCGCCGUCUCAGUGUGGGGAGCUCCAUGAAGGGCCCCAAGGAGCCAGCAGCCUUGCAAGAAAACAACAAGCUCUGCCUCUCUACAGUGGACCUAGAAGUGAAGUGCCAACCUGACAAUGCAGCUACUCCCUCCUUCAUGAAGAGUGUCUUCAGUCCCAUCUUGUUGCUCAGCCUUAUCACCAUGUGUGUCACUCAGCUUCGGCUCAUCUUCUACAUGGGAGCCAUGAAUACAAUCCUUGAGUUUCUGUCUGGAGAUAAGGAUCAAGUGGCUCUCUACACUUCCAUUUUUGGGGUAUUGCAACUGCUGUGCUUGCUGACAGCUCCUGUGAUCGGCUACAUCAUGGACUGGCGAAUGAAAGAGUGCGAUGAUGGCUCAGAGGAGAAUGAGGAGAGCAACGCUGAGCAAAGCGACAAGAAAAAGAAAAAGCGUGACCGGCAGAUCCAGAAAAUUGCCAAUUCCACCAAUGCCUUUGCCUUCACAAAUGUCCUGCUGGUUGGAUUUGGAAUCACCUGUCUUAUUCCUAAUCUACCUUUGCAGAUCCUUUCCUUCAUUUUGCACACAAUUGUGAGAGGAUUUAUCCACUCAGCUGUGGGAGGACUCUAUGCAGCUGUAUACCCCUCUACUCAGUUUGGCAGCCUGACAGGGUUGCAGUCGCUCAUCAGUGCCCUUUUUGCCCUUCUGCAGCAGCCUCUUUUUAUGGCAUUGACAGGACCUUUGGAAGGAGACCCUCUCUGGGUGAAUGUUGGCUUGCUUGGUUUGAGCUUCCUGGGUUUCUGCCUUCCAAUCUACCUGGUCUGCUACAGGCGCAGGUUAGAGAGAGAAAAACAACAGAAGAUGGAGGAUGCCAAACUUUUCUUCAAAAUCAAUGGCACUCCCAACGAGGAAGCCUUCGUCUAAACUGGUGCUGCAAACACAACCUCCCCUGUACAGGUUCCUACCACAUCCGUGGGUUCUACCUGUGGUGUAAGCCAGGGAUUUUUCUCUCCUGGCUCUGCCAGUCUUUGCUCAUCACUGGAUGGCUGGACAUCAUGACUGGGCUUUCCUCAGCUGUAUGGCAGGAGGAGACUUCUCACUCCUUACUCCAGAACACAGGACACUUCUUUUUUUUUUUUUUUUUUUUUUUAAUUAUAAAGGCCACACAGAUGUUGUGUCUUAAAUUAUCCCCUGAUCACACUCUCCAGCAGCAGUCUCUGCAUAGGAAACUGGGGAGAGAAGGAAGAAAGGGAUGGGGGAAGAGGGAAGAAAGACCAUAAAUGAGUUUGCAAAUGUAAUGCACUGAAGUCUGUGUGCUUCCCCUCCUCCCCCAGCCUUGGCUGACGCUGUCUCAGAUGCAAGCUUCACUCUUUUCCCUCCCUGAGGCUUCAUAAUGGUCUUUCUGUUCGAUAAGUUGCUGGACCCAGUGGUUUUAAUUGUCUAUCCAGACAUACCCUAGACUGCUGCUGAGGCAGGGAAGGGGAUUUUAUUCUUAUGUGUAUGAGCACAGCUUCAGUGUACUGCUAAAUGUUGGCUGCUAGCACUGACAGCUCCCAAAUCUUUUAUUACUGCAAAUGACAGAGACUGUGAGCAAAGGAUCUGCCUUCCACACUGAAAUGAUGAGCCCAGUGGGCUGCUUGGUUCUAGACCAAGCCUUCAAAGGCCUGGAAUUCUUCUUCCCAGCCCACAAACCACCUGUAUGUGUUUUAAGCUGUCUGCAGUCCUGGAGCCUUUGAGAUAGGAAUUGGAUCUUGUUUACCGAUGAAGUGCUUUCAGACUUGUUGCCUUUUGCCUCUUCCUCCCUCCGACAUGACCCUGGGAGGGGAGCAGCAGUGUGUAUUUAGUAGUGGAGAAGCUUCUUGAAGCUGAAUUCUGGGGCUCCAAAUACCUUGGUGUUCAGAAGCUGUGAGCUGACUUGCUGUUGAAAAGAGUCAAGAGUGCAGAACACUCCUUUGUGUCUGGUAACUGGAUCCUGUGGACAUACAGCAGGAUGACGUGCUGAUGUCUUUCUUCCCUGGCCAUAGCUUAUCUGCAAUGUUGUGCUGAUAGCCCCCAAGCUGCUGAACACCAGGUAACUGUGACUGACCAAAAAGCUGCUGGUUUGGCCGUUUUAAGAGCCUUCUAUGAUUUUAAUGCUCUGUCUGGACAGAGUACAUGGUGAUUGAUUGUAUGGUGAAGCUGACUUACAGAGCAAUACAUGUGGGAAAAGAUGUUUGCCAUGGAAGGAAUAAAAAGAGAAUUCUUAACCUCCUUAGUUUUAUAGAGGUUUUCCUAAGUCUUGUCUGAUGUCAACUUUUCUGCCCUUAACCUUCUUGUUGAGGUCAGUAGCUCAGCCUCUGUAGCCUUGUGACUGGAGUUAACCACUGCACUCUUUGGACCUGCUGGGAGCAGGACUGUGCAGCACUGAGGAUGAACACCAGCAGUGGGUGUGCAGCAGCCUGUGCCCUGGGCUGAGCUGGUGGCUGCAGGAAGGUUGGAGGCAGAAAUAAAACAGUUAUGAAGAUGUAGUGGAGGUGCUUUCUGAACUGCCAUCUCUUGCAUUACUGCAAAGCCCUGGCAGUGGGUACGUCAUUCACCUUCUUUGGUCAGAAAAGUACAAGACUCAAUCACUGCCCUGUUAGCUCUAAAACAGCGAUAAGAAACAACACUGCACUUGGACCUUCCUUUGAGAAAUUACCUGGGAACUGGGUGGUUACUGAUAGAUUGAAGCAUGCAGAUGCUCAGCCCAGCCAGGCCUUCACCUUCCCUAAAUAGCAAGCUUGGUGGCCUCUUGCACUGAGCCUUGGCAGGGUGGCUGGAAGCCCUGCAAAGUGCCUCGCUGGUGGCCUUGCCAGCACAGCAUGACGAGGCAGCUUUGUGGGACAGCAGCGCCAUCUCGAGUCACCACCUCCAGCCAGCCUCCUGUGGGCAGUUGAGAUGCCACUCCACUCCAUGGUACCUUUUAGCCUUCAGUCACUCGUUUGCAAAUGACUUGCCACUUGAGCAUUUUACACAUCUGUGGAAUUUUUUAAUGUGUUGCCUUUUAUGAGAUGUUUGUUCCAAGACAGCCUUAUUGCCUGCUGUCCACACUCUACUCUUCUAGAACUCCUUUUUUUUUGUUGUUGGCCUCUAGAUUUGGUGAUUUAGUGACCUUCCAGCUUUUUCUUUCUUUUGUGCUGAGCAAUAAUUUAAGUGAGCAGACUUUUGAUUCAUUUUCCUGUCUCAAGUACACGUUCAGAAAUCUACCAGCAGUAGUACAACUUGCUUAGAUUUCCAGAGGGCUUUCUGCAGAUUUCUGCAUUUCAUAUUACUUCUAAAUAUUUUGAGAAGAUUCCUGCUCUUGCACCAAGAUAUUUGUGAUGUGACAAUGACAGAUUAAAUAGCUCUUAGUAAGAACUCAGGCAGGUGAGUGUCUGAGAUAGAGUCCUCAGGCUCACAAUGUCUUAAAAUAGAGACAGCUGUUGGAGGGUGUCUGUGCUAACUCAGCAUUACUGCCACCUCAGUUUCAGAACACUGAAUGUGAUAUCUUCCACUCUUACAUCACUCCUCUCCCUGAUAUAAAUGUCCUUGCAAAAUGGUGGCAUACAGAGUGGCAUGUUUUCAUGAAGUGGCACUGGAGAUGGUGCUUCUUUGGAAGUAUGUGCAGCUCAACAAAGAACACCCUUUUAUUCCUGCCAUCUACCUCCCUGCUGCAGUUUCCAGAUCCUGCCCUUUAUUAGGAAUAUCCCUUAAUCCAGUUUUGUCUGACAAGAUAGUGGAUAUAUGUGGUUGAUGUCCCUGCUGGUGUGCCAUGGUGUUUAGAAGCUGCUGGUCAGCUGUGAGGAGUAGAGUUCAUGCCUUUGAGCCAGUUGCAGGCUCUGUUUGCAGACUGGCAGGAAAGCGUGCCUUUGGCUUGCAGUCAGGACUAGUGGAUACACAACAAAGUUUCAGCUGUUCAGGGUUGGCCAGACACACAGGAGUGCUUGCUGGUGGUGUGAAGUCAAACUGGGAUUUAUUGGUGCAGAACAUAGUGAGGAAUAGAAGUAUAAUUGUAUUUUUAAAAGAGGAGCUGGUUAAGCAAUGGUCUGAUGCAUCCAUUAACUCAGGGAGAUUUUAAGUUGCUGUAAAUAAGAAAGUUAUGCCAAGGAACGAUUACUUUUCUACGUGCUCUGUCUCUCAAGAAGUGGUCAAAGAUGGAGAAAAUAGAUGCUGGGCUAGGUGAAACACUGAUCUGAUCUUGUGGGGUUUAAUUUACUCUGCCAGUUGUGAACCAAACUAAUUUUAAAAGCAGUCUCAAAUUUAUCAAACCUCUGUAUCUGCAUGCAAGCUCUGCAAAUACCCCACUGAUUGUGGCAUAACUAAUGUUGUACACCCAGCAGGGGUGAGCCCCUCAGAGGACAGAGCAUUAUGGUUUCAGCCUCUUCUAAAUGUUGUCCUCUAAAUGUUGUCUUGCACAGUGCAGAAGCAAACACUGUUGGGAUGGUCCUGUUAUACAUGAUUGCUCAUGGGCAGUUUGCCUUGUUCUUUGAUGCUUAUGGAAAUGUAAUUGUGGAUUGCUUACAUUUGGAGUGGAAAUCAGCAGUGCUGCUUUCUAGCCAAGGGAUGCAGGACCAAGAAAAUUCCUGGUGUGCUCUUCUAUGUGCGUGAGCCACCUUGUGGAAAAGAAAAUUAAAUGGGCUACCAAAGACUAGAGAGCCACAGCAAUUUAAAUCAAUAAUGCAUUUACCUGUAUAGCUGAAAUAUAGGUCAAUGUGUUUAACUACCUUUAUAAUUCCAAAAUGAUAGAAUUUGUAGUGUUUUGUUGUUUGGUUUUUUUUUUUUUUAGUGCCCCUUGUACUCCCCCCUUACCCUCAUUCAUAUGAGAAGUAUAAAGUGGUGGUCAUAGGAGAAGACCUCGUGUACUCUGUAGAAACAUCCCCAACUGAAUGUAAUGAAGUAGAAACCUGAUCUAUGAGUACUUGCUGUUUGUAGGAGCCCUCAGUCAAGGGUGUUGCUGUGUGAAGGUGAUUGCACCUUCUGGAAGCAUAGCUCCCAGGCUUUGACAGGCUCUCACAUGUAUUUAAUAUGCAUCUGUAUUGAAAAAAUAAAAUUAACAGAGUGAGGAAGAGAGAGAUGCCAGCUUUUUCCUUUCACUACUCUGUCAGUACCUAAGCACCAUUGGCACAGUCUUCAUAGCACUAAUGCAAUGACGCUAUCAACAGCAGCAGAGAAGAAAAUCUGUGCUGUUUCGCUUGAUAGGACACACAACUUUAUUCAGGUACUGUCAGCCAGCUGCAGCAUGUGGAUCCUUGAGCUGAAACUGGACAAAGGUGUCUGGGGGGGGGAAAAAAAGGGGGCAAAUCUUGCUGCGACUCCAU